AUGGAUUUAGAAGUCCCUGAUGCUUUGUUUAAGAUUUUAAUUAUUGGAGAUUCCGGAGUGGGAAAGUCUUGCUUUUUAUUGCAAUUUACUGAAGGGAACUUUACUAAAGAUCACAGCGUCACUAUUGGUGUGGAAUUCAGCGCUAAAAUAAUAAGGCUUGGCGAUAAAAAAAUAAAAUUACAAAUUUGGGAUACUGCAGGACAAGAAUCUUUUAGGUCAAUAACGCGGAGUUUUUACCGAAAUGCAAAUGGUGUCGUUCUAAUGUAUGAUUUGACUCAUAAAGAAAGUUUUAUUAACUUAUAUGAGUGGUUGAGAGAAAUCAAGCAAAACUCUGACCCUGACAUAACAAUUUACUGUGUAGGUAAUAUGAUUGAUUUAGCUGAUGAGGAAAGAGAGGUCUCUCCAGAAGAAUUGGACAAAUUUGUCAAUUAAAUAAAAUUGAGGGGUUUAAAAUCUUCCAGAUUUGAUGCCUCCGUGGGCUUGCAACAAACCUACUUGCCGAGGAAUUCAGUCAGCUGAAUCCUAUCUCAACAGCAGUCUACUUAUGGAAUCUGGGGCUUGCAUUGAUAUAUCUGAUUCUCGCGGAUUAGGGAGAUUUAUCUCUCCUCUUCAUUUGGGUUCAUUGAGGCAAAGGUUAGUCUGAUACCUCUUGUCGGCCUCCUUGAGGAGAGAUGGAACCAGUAAAUAAAACCCCCAGCCCUUCGGAACCUGCAGGGAAAGAACCCUGGCCCAAAAAAUCUGAUAACUAAUAUCUAGACUGGGGUCACCACCAACUGACUCCCAAGGUUUGCCCACCCCAUAGGGCGACUCUAGACAAAGCUAAGGGCUAGAAUUAAAGGGUCUUAACCCUUAGUUUAGACUAUAAAGUAACUUUGGUGCCCAAAGAGGUGCGCCCGCGGCAAAGACAUAUUUUUGUGCUAAAUAUAAAUUUGUCAGAGAAAACAGAUUGGAUGGAGGAACUGAAGCUUCAGCUAAAACUGCGCAAAAUGUUGACGAGGUAAGUGAGCUAUUUAGGGUUUUUCUUAA
This is a messenger RNA of Blepharisma stoltei, 1026 nucleotides long. NCBI's taxonomy places the organism in Eukaryota, Ciliophora, Heterotrichea, Heterotrichida, Blepharismidae. The record is from the annotation of a GenBank genome assembly.